This is a messenger RNA of Nematostella vectensis (starlet sea anemone), 8156 nucleotides long. RefSeq lists its product as uncharacterized. Lineage: Eukaryota; Metazoa; Cnidaria; Anthozoa; Actiniaria; Edwardsiidae. The record is from RefSeq and is a predicted model, not a curated record. Bases 46 to 6666 code for a protein of 2206 amino acids. Gene Ontology annotation, cellular component: nucleus. The transcript is spliced from 13 exons. Gene Ontology annotation, biological process: male meiotic nuclear division; synaptonemal complex assembly; homologous chromosome pairing at meiosis.
AGACAGACAAUCCAAGCCCAGCGAAUACACAUCUCGGACCAAGCCAUGUACUCAGGCGAAGCCAGGCGAUACACAGCAAUGCACAGUAUUCAAAUGGAGGAUUCUGUUUGUCCCAAGAAUAAAAAGUUUACAAUUCCUCUCAAGCGGCGGAGAAUAUCUGAAGAUUGUCAAGAGAUCAUUUCUCCUGACUCAAGAGAAGCCAAAGAGAUUUCAAUUGAGAUCCGUCGCCACUCUAUGGACUCAGACCUUGAAAAGUCAUACACUGUACUGCAAGUUUCAAAGGUACACAACACAUCAUUACAAAAAGACUUCUAUUUUAAACGAUCUGAGCUGAAGCAAGACGAACGUCAAGGGAAGGAGCUUCAAGAUACUCUUGCAUUCAAAGCAGAACAUGACCUUAAUAAAGUCACAGAUAUCUGCCAGAGAGGUCUGUAUUGUGAUGGCAAGAAUAAUGUUCUUGGAGAUGGGCGUAUGGGGGUGCUACUAUGGCGAUCCCCCAAUGCCUGUUUGGAAUCCAUGACAACAACAGCUUCAAACACAUUGUACUUGGUUGUUUUUAAGAUCCUACGAGGCCGUGUCAAGCUGAUUUCCCCCAGAAGCCCUGAAGAAACUGGCCCACUACUGGAGCCAAUGCCAAAUGCUGAUUGCCAUAUGGCUAAGUUGUCUGCAAACUCUACAGUGCAUGAUGUCAAGGCUGAAGUCGCUGCUGCAGCCAACCAGUUCUACUUGUACGAAUAUGAUGAUGAAGGACUUCCAAGGAAGCGCCCAAGGCAGAUUUUGCCAUAUGCUGUGAUCCAUCUCAAAAAGCAGCACAAAGAUCAACCCACUGGUCCUUCCCAACCCCUACCAGCUGCUGUCCCCCCAAUCAAAACCAAGCCAGCUGCUCCAUCUCCUGUUAAAGCCACCCCAAUGGUAGCACCUCUUGUUAAAGCCACCCCAAUGGUAGCACCUCUUGUUAAAGCCAAACUCCCACAGCCACUAAGGAUCCUCUAUAUUUGCGAAGAAAAAGGAACUGUAGCUUGGAAGGGGAUCCUUUCAAAUAAACGAAUGAGUCUUGGGUGUGUUGCCCUCCAGUCUGCUCACAAUGUGGGCAUCACAUUACGGAAUUCAUUCAUCGAUAUACGAAGCCACGUUCGCCUGUCUAGCUUGAAGUCAGUCCUGCCAGGAGAUAUAAGCACAGCAUGGUAUCAGCCACUGGAGUACAGGAGUCAUAUGUUCAGUGUAUGCAAUGUGCAAGUGUCGGGUCCAACAGACCGAUUCAAUACUUUUACCCGAACUUUGGCCAAUGCCCAGUUUGCGGGAUUGGAUGAUACUGGCAACUCUACCUUGAUGAUUUUUGUUCCUUCUUGCCCACUCGCCAUUAGUCUAGGGUUCUGUGGAUCCGUUGAGCCGCUUCGAUUAUUCUGCAUCAUCCGCCGCCCGAAAUCUGCAGUCAAAGACCUUAAUUCCCAAGAAGUUUCCUUUAGCCAGCGUUUCCAGAAACGAGGUAGUAUACUACGUGAACUCUGUAUCCAUGCGAAACACGUACAGCCCAUCCCAGCGUCCACACGCCCACCACCUCAAGUAAAACGGUCACUGUCACAAGGAUCUGCGCCGACCUGGAGCCGUAACGCUGGAGACGACUCGAUUAAGUCAAACCAGGAGCCUGUCGUCCCUUGCAAGCGUCCUCGAAGUGACAGCAAUGUCGGUAGUGUUAGUGGCUUGGCGAGAAAUGUAGUUGGUUUUGCUGCUGCAGAAAGGGAACGGCUACGGGAGUCGCUUUCAGUGGAGAAUAGUGUGAGGAGUAAUUUGGGACGUCAGUCAUUGGCACAAGUACAGUUAUCCCAGGUGGACACUUUAAGAGAUCCACGGCUACAAAAAGUUCAGAAAAUAGCAGAAGGGAUCAAUUCAGAACCGUGUGGACCAUUGGCAUCAAAGUCGUCCAAUUCCCUGAUGGGAUCAGAAGUCAAGGGUCAAGAGUCAUUUCAAGGACGCUUUUUAGCACAGCAGACAGUCGACUCGCAUAAAACAAGUAUGCACUCUACUACACUAUCUCCCAGGCCGUUGAUGUCUGCAAACCUGGCAACAUCUGAGGUCUCAGUGCUCAAGGUAUCACCAAACGAAGUAGCAACGUCACCCAAACCCCUUAUGACAGUACCAGUUGAGAGGGCAAUUAUUACACAUUGUAAUGACUCUCCGAAGCCACUGAUGGAUGUGCAAGUUAGGGAAUCGCAAAGCUCUUCAGCACAGACUAGUGGCGAGUCUCCUGGCGCAACCCAGUCUCACGCUCACAAGAGAGAAUAUUCUCCUAAGGCUUUGUUACCUACGCCACCCCUUAGCCACGCCCUAUCCCAGUAUGUAAAGGAAACAAAUCAAAUGAUCACGCCCACAAGACAUGUAUCAAGUCAAAGUAAAGAAAUGCCUGCUCAGACUUCUAGCUCACCUGGCAAUGAUCGCUGUGGUAUACCACAAAAUGAAUCAACUUAUCAUGGUGGCUCUACCCAGUCUCACGCUCACAAGAGAGAAUCUUCUCCUAAGGCUUUGUUACCUACGCCACCCCUUAGCCACGCCUUAUCCCCGUAUGUAAAGGAAACAAAUCGAAUGAUCACGCCCACGAGACAUGCACCAAGUCAAAAUAAAACAGCUGCCCAGAGCUCUGGCUCACCUGGUUAUCCCUGUGGUAUACCACAAAAUGAAUCAACUUCUCAUGGUCUAUUACCAACGCCUGCUCCAAUAAGCCACUCAUCGCUGCCAGAGAAAAAGAACUGUCUUAGUUGGUCAGCAACUUCUUCAGCGAGUUCGGGAGAUGUUAAGGCAGAGCAGCAUUCCCGGGUAACAGGUACUUUUAAGGACGUUAAUAACACGCCCCCAUCGGGUAGAUCUGAGACCACUAACCGUAAAGUCUGUGGCGCGUCAAACCUUGAUUACAAGAAAAAUUCGCAAUCAGAUAAAAAAGGUUAUUCCAAAGAAAUCCCCUUGUGGUUAAAGCGUGUUAGGACAUUUGAAGCUCCAAAGGAUGAGCCGUCUACGAAAUCCGAGGCUCCUAGACUCUGUGGCACUCCAUCAAACAUUGAUCGCGAUAAAAACGCAUCCGAAAACAUUCCUUUAUGGUUAAAACGUGCUAGAACAUCGGGAGAUCCAAGUGGUGAAUCUUACGGAACGAAGAACCGAGAUCGUAAUAUGAACACUUUGCCCCCUACCCCACCACGCUACACUCGACCCACACCUGACAAAGAAUCUCACCAAGAAAUAUGUUCUUCAGACUUUUCAAAACACAUUGAGCAGGUUAGUUCCAGUAAAACCAUCGACCAUUCGGUUGUGGCACCUCCUAGACUUCAAACUAUAAACACUUCUUAUUGUCAAGCUGCUUGCAAUAACGAAAACGUUUGUGAUGACCGCAAUAAGGAGAACAGAAUUGAAGAGCAUUUAACCCAGGCUUACUUACAUGAACAGACGCUUGUGAGUGUACUUCCUGUCGACCCGUUAAAGAACAUGGAAGGAUAUCAGCACCGCUCUGUUCAAGAAAGACUUCCUCAGCAGUACCGACAACCUUACAUCCGUCAGCCCAGUAUGUCCAACCCACAGGAACCCAGCCCUGCCCAGGCUAUGGGACCACCUCAUCAUACUAUGCAGCAGCCCCUUAUUCAUCACCCACAGGAACCCCAUCAUAUCCAGGCUAUGGGACCUCCGCACUAUACUAUGCAGCAGCCCCUUAUUCAUCACCCACAGGAACCCCAUCAAGUGCAGGCUAUGGGACCACCUCACUAUACUAUGCAGCAGCCCCUUAUUCAUCACCCACAGGAACCCCAUCAUAUCCAGGCUAUGGGGCCACAUCAGCAUAGUAUGCAGCAGCCCCUUAUGCAUCACCCACAGGAACCUCAUCAAGUCCAGGCUAUGGGACCACCUCAUCAUACUAUGCAGCAGCCCCUUAUUCAUCGCCCACAGGUACCCCAUCAUAUCCAGGCUAUGGAACCACCUCAUCAUACUAUGCAGCAGCCCCUUAUUCAUCGCCCACAGGAACCCCAUCAUAUCCAGGCUAUGGAACCACCUCAUCAUACUAUGCAGCAGCCACUUGUUCAUAACCCACAGGAACCCCAUCAAGUCCAGGCUAUGGAACCACCUCAUCAUACUAUGCAGCAGCCACUUGUUCAUCACCCACAGGAACCCCAUCAAGUCCAGGCCAUGGAACCACCUCAUCAUACUAUGCAGCAGCCACUUGUUCAUUACCCACAUGAACCCCAUCAAGUCCAGGCUAUGGAACCACCUCCCCAUAGUAUGCAGCAGCCCCUUUUGCAUCACCCACAGGAUCCCCAUCACAUCCAGGCUAUGGAACCACCUCCCCAUAGUAUGCAGCAGCCCCUUUUGCAUCACCCACAGGAACCCCAUCAUAUCCAGGCUAUGGGAACACCUCAUCAUACUAUGCAGCAGUCCCUUAUGCAUCACCCACAGGAACCCCGUCAUGUCCAGGCAAUGGAACCACCUCACCAUAGUAUUCACCAGCCCCUUAUGCAUCACCCACAGGAACCCCAUCAAGUCCAGGCUGGUUUCGCACAGGUUAUUUCUCAAGCAAUUACCACUAUAGCAACACCUCAAGUUAUGGGAAACCCUAUGAUAUUCCAACAGCCUCCUGUAAAUACUCCUGUAUUGUUUUCUUUACAUAAUUCCGAAGCCGUACCACACCAUCAAACGAUUUAUUCUACAGUACAACAGAGGAAUUACGUGGUAAUGAGUACCAUGAAAAUAGCGAACCAAGAUGUAGUGCGAACUUUUCCUAACAACCUGCAGCAGCUGCGCUAUCUACAUCUACUGCCGCCCGUUAAUCAAAGUUUAACUCACCCUGCAAAUCAAUUACAUGGGCAAUCUAAUGUGGGAAGUUUCCAGGAUUCGUAUCGUGAUACUCCCGAGUCACAGCGUUUGCCGCAUCCAAAUAUAUCCGGGCAAAAAGCAAAUAACAAAGAGCAAAUACAACCACCUGAAUCUCCGCCGCCACCGCCACCGCCACCGCCUCCUCCACCGCCGCCCCCGCUGCCACCAACUCCAAAUGUUGAAGACAGCGGAACCCAUGAACUACUUCCAAAGAAUGAUGUAGUACACCCUAUGCACAAUGCAGAUGAUAGAGUCGAUGAGGCUCAUAGGAAGGGCCGACCAGUAAUAUCGAAAUGCUCUGAUGACAAACCUAAAAAACUUUGCCAAACGGGGCCUCGCAGUCGACAACAUACGCACAUACGUUCAAAUGUAGCUAAUACUAAAGAAAAUAAUGAAGAUAGGAGAGUCGAUGAAUAUCGAAGAAAGUGUAAGUCUAAACCCGGAACUACUAAAGAAAAUCUAGAUGUGAAUGCUAAUAUCUGCAAGAAUUUGGAUAAAAGAAAACGUAGUUACAAAGAGGCGAUGAACGAAUCCGCCUAUUUGGAAGGAAAUGUCAAGGAAAGGUUGUCAAGUGAAGGUGCAGCUGAUGCCAAGAGAGCGCAUUUGGCUGAUCCUGGGAGCAAUACAAUGACGGGACAUAGUACGCUAAUCAAGGCACAUUAUCCCGAAGACCGUGCUAGGGUCCUAGAUAGUCACGCCUCGCCCAUCUGCGAGAAGAGAGCACGCCCGGAUAUUUCGAAUUACUCAGAGAUCAAUAAAUCAAAGGAGAGCACAAGUGUCAGAUCCGUGGAUCCUACCACCCAAACAUUAUCUUCCUCAUCUCCUUGGACCACUGGUCUAGACGUUGUUAUUGACAUACUGCAGUUUGAGAUGGAAAGUCUCUUUCUCGAAAAUUCUGAGGUCUUGAAGUGUGACCAGGACCAGGCGCUUAGCUUGCUGUCGCACGACAAUGUCCAGGAAGUCGUGGGUGAGACUGUCGUCUUUAGAGUUAUCGAAAACGUGUGGAGAGACCUUCACUUUGAAGCAGUGCACAUGGUGGAGCUCGAAGCAGCGGAAGCUAUAGAAAUGCAAACUGUCGGUGAUGUAUCGGAAGUAACCAUUGAAGAGGAAAGGCUUGAAACCGUCAAGGAGUUGGUAAUUUUAAGUUCAAAGGAUGUCCAACCAAAUAUUGAGAAACAAGAAGGAUCGCCGGUCCGUGUGGAGGAAGAGCUAGUCACUUUACCGUUCAAAUUUAAAGAUAAUGCUAAGACUACGAGCACUAUUCGUACCGAACUCACUCUAGACGUUAAUAGCCCCAAACAGGAAAUGAGCACUUCUCGACCGCAGACGAGUACCACUUUAUCUUUAGAAGUUAAAGAUAAUCUGACAAAGACUUCGUGUACCGAUCCUUACGAACCCGCCUUACAAGACCGAAAUAGCAUACAGCAAAAAACGAGUACUUCCGGACCGCAGACGAGUUAUCCCCGACAGCUUCCCCCCCUAAUGAGCACUCGCACAACCCACCCAUACACAGGGAGACCUCAUGCCAGAGAACCUCUUCAACACAGCAACCUUGUGAACAGUACUCCAUACAUCCGCCCAUCACAAACGCACAACGAAAAAUCACAUUGGGGUACCGGCCCCCAACGCGCUCGCCCUGUUGUAAGACCCCGGGUUGUCGGCCAUGUAGUACCAUCUUUUCGGCCGAGCCAUCGGGGAAUAGCUGGUUUCGUGGAUCAUGUCGCCAGGGUUACAUGGAGCAGCUACCAAGACAGACGAUACGAUAGCCCCCCCAAUGGCCCAAGAAGGCAGCAUGUCCAUGCUAACGGAGGACAAAGAUAAGUACUUCAAUAGGGAAGGUAAUACUUGUGGAUUGCUCUUUAGGACAAAGAUGAGUUAUUCAAGAGGAAAGAUGCGUUACAAGCCGCUACAAGUUACAAGCCGUUACAAGUGCUGUAUGUAACCCGUGUGAGAUCAAGACAGCGUGACAUUUCGUACUAGGCGUGACAUUUCGCACUGCCAUGCAAUGAAGAGGACCUUUUUGUUAUAUAAGUUAUUAGUAUAAAUCCACUCCAUACUAUUACGAAUCUCGCAAUUUGAUCGGCUCCCGUACUCAGUAUCUAUUGAGCCAUAGGUAGAGUAGCGAAAAAAUGGCGAAAAAAGCGGUUAUUUAUUACUGAGAAUUAAUUAAAUCGUCUUUUAUGUGUGUGGAUUUAUACUAAAACAAUUAGACUACUCGUUUUCUAUGAGUCAAAUACGCUACGCGCCUUGUUGACUAUCUAUUGACUCAUAGAAAUCUCGAACUCGUAGUCUAAUUGUUAAUUGUAAUAGUGACUCUUUGUAUCUUGUGCACGAAAGCGAGGCAACGUGUUUUUGUAUUGUCUUUGUUUGUUGUUGUUGUUGUUGUUGUCUGCUUUACGAAGGCUUGAAGCUAGACAUCGUGGUUGAAAUCUGGUAAAAUCCAGCAAAAAAUAAGUUCAAGAAGUUACAAGCCUAACUAAAGCCUCGCUUUUCCGCUCAAAUUGCAAUGGACUUUCAUUAUCCGGAAAACGGUUCUAAAUGAAUGCAAUAGCUUCCCAUCAAACCUGAAAUCACUAAUGAUGAUGAUAAUGGUCUGACUAGUCAUCCGGUAUGACAGUUGGGGGCAGCGUCAUGGUACUGCGCAUGUUUGGUGUCGGUGUUUCUUGUAGGCUUUUAAUUGUCUACAAACUGUUAAAAUUUAUGCUGUCAAUGCCUUGUUAAAGUACUAUGCAAUAUUUUAUUGAGAACUAUGUUUAUUGACAGUUUGUGGUCAUAUCCUUCGAAUUUAAGUCUCCCACAUGUACCAAAGGCUCAAAAGUCAAUAUCAGAAUUUGACUGAAAUUCAUUGUGUCCGGGCCGAAGAGCUAUUGCAAAGCUCUUACCAUGACACUGCCCCUUUAAUUCGCGUGUGACAUAUUUAUACAAGCCAAACGUCACAGAUAAGGUUUGAAAAUAUCUUUUGGACAAAUAUUGAUUGUUGUCUAAUUUUUAAAUUUUGCUGUUCCAUAUAGGAUUUUAUCAAUAUUGUUACAUUUUUGAGAUGCAAAACUAUAAAUAUAAUUCAUAAAGAUAAGAAAUUAUACCAUUUUAUUUCCUUACGCUUGAAUUGUUGUUUUUUUUCUUCUAUUUUGAGAUGAUUACCAAAGCCCACUUAACCAAUUAAUUAUCAAGACUAAUAAGAAUUAUGUGGCAACAAACUAAAUUGUAUAUAGCUUAUAAAUCACGAACAAUGCUUCCUAAGAGAGGGUUGGCCCUCUCAAAUAAAAUCAUUUAUGAGAGCUUAAAUUUUUACAAUAAAAAUACGAUUAUUA